GGUUAUUUAUGUGUUUACCUUUUGUUUUUUGUUUUUUAAAAACUUGAAUUAUGAUUGAGAGAAUUUAAUUUCUACCGGAGAUAUAUAAUAAUAUCUAGUUUUCAUAGGUAAAUUUAGAAGCUGAAAAUUUGUCAGCAAAAAAUUCUCACAAAUAAAUAUUUUUCAGAAUGCUUGUAAACACUAUUACAUUCAAACAUGCAAGAGUCGGCAUGCAGCAUGGACAAGUUGUCGGAAUGGAAACUCCCGGACCAAGUGAUGAAGCUUCACAGGUUGAAGCUGAAGAAGAGAGCUCUCCAGGACCGCAUGAACAAGCAGACGACGCCAGCCGCAAGUGAUGCUGCAGAUCGCGAAUGCGAACAUAAUGACUCGGUUGAAGAUGGCGGUCACAAGAGGCACAAUCCAUUCAAGACUGCUUUAGCAAACAACAAGAAAUUAAGAGCGGAACAAGUAAAAACUUCAGAGAGCAGCGUCUUUGAAAUUUUGCACAGAGUAGAUUCACCGUCCGAUUCACUUAGCACAUCCUUGUUCGAAGGCGCGUUUGACAGACAGUCAGGCGAGAGCAGUGGAGAAGUGAAAGACGAGAACGAAGGACGCGAAAGUAAGCACAUCCCCAUCGACUGGACCCUGAAGACGAAGAUACGCUUCAUGUCCACGGUGCCUUUCCCGUGGAACGAGAAGCUGAAGACGUCCGAGGAAGCGUCGGGGAUCACCGGGUUCGUGCGCUGCCUGGGCUCCGGCAGUCUGGACACGAGCCCCAACGCGCAGUUCCACCAGUGCUGCUUGGUCUGGCAGCACCCGUCCCUGUCCUGGGUGAGCCUCUUCCCGCGCGUCCGGACCGGCGCGGCGACCGGCACGAGCAGCCUGUUUGCGUCCGACCCCAAGAUCAGGAGCACGCUGUUCGCAGACUGGAGCGCGAGCUUCCGCUCGUUGUUCCAGCUGGUGCGGGCGUGCCAGUGCCCCUACUUCUACGUCUGCGCCAACACCUUCACGUGCCUGUUCCGGGCGGCGGGCAUCGGCGGCCGGCCGGACAUAAGCGUGGUGCUCACGCCCACGACCCGGGGGUUCCGCCAGCAGCUCUCCGAGGACGACGUGGCCUUCUGCAUGCCCCUGAAGAGCAAGGCCCGCGCGUCCGAGGGCCCCGCCGAGACGCCCGAGGCGGGGCCGGAGGACGAGGACGAGGACGAGGAUGAGGACGAGGACGAGUGGCUGGAGAGCGUGGGCGUGUCGACCGAGGAGAUCUCCAAGCUGAACUCGGUGCAGUCCAAGAUCGACCACCGCCGCGAGAAGUCGGUGGACCGGACGAAGGAGUCCCUGGUGCUGGUGGAAGGCGUGGACGUGUUCUCCCUGUUCAACUUCCUGCUGAACUGCAAGUCGUCGGUGGCGGCGGUGGGGCCCCUGGCGGGCGUGCCGCCCACGCUCCUGGCCCCGGUGGCGUUCCACGGGGCGACGCUGCAGCCCCUGAGGGUGCGCCAGAGCCGGGUGAACGUCCAGAACGCCAGCUUCUACUCGACGGAGGUCCAGGGCCCCGUGCUACCGCACACGGUUCAUGAUCUGUGCUCGUUGCUGACUCGGUCCGUGGAGGAGUUCUCGGCCACGUUUGCGAACGUGGAGUCGACGUGUGCCUUCUCUCUGGCGGAGUCCGGCUCGUCUCGGGGCGGCGGCGAGACCGGAGACCAGGUGGUGUUUGAUAAGGAAAAGCUUAGUGAUUGUGGCUUGCUGAAGUCUGUACUAGAAAAAUUCUGCUCACCACAAAUUUCACCAGUCCAGCUUCUUGAUACUGUCAAAUUUUCCAACAAUAUGUUCACUUGGUCUGAUUAGAGUUGUAGCUUUUUUUUAUGAAUUCACAAUAUAUUUUUUAAAAUUUUAACUACAUAAGAGUGUCAGUUGUAAAAAAACCACACAUUUUCAAGAAUUAGAUUAUUGCUCCGAUUUUAUAAAAUACAACAAUUUCAGCAAUCAUGUAUUCAAGUGGUCAAACUAUAUGAUUAAACAAGUACCGUCAGUAUACAUUUACGAGUCCCUACUUGGUACUUCUUAUGUAAUGUACAUAAAGUUUUUGCGACUGCUGAAGGAUUGUGGUUCAAAAUUAAAGGCUGAUAACUCUAAGAUAGUUUCUCUGUAAAAUAAUUGUAAUUUUUUUUUGCAAGAUUGAUUUUCUCACCACUAUCAAUUAUAUACCACUAUAUCAAUUAUUAAAAGCCUCUGUAAACUAAUUUUUCAGCUAGGUACCUAUAUGAAUUCUUUUAUUUUGAAAUGCACAUUAGUUUAUAAUCAAUUUUGGUCUUGAAAUUACAAUAAUUUUAAUUAAUUGACUGCUAUGUAAAAUCAUUGUUUUUAAAUAAUUGAAGAAAUGGAACUGAGUUUGUUUUCAUAUUGUAUCAGUAAGUUUUUUUAUCAGGGGACAAAAUUAUAAAGCAUAACUGUGAUAGAAAGCACUUAAAUCCUUUAAAUGAUGGAUAUUAAGCAUUAACACUCAAGCUCUAGUGAAUUCAUAGUUUGUUUAGUACUAGAAAUACAUUUAGGGCUAAUUUUAAUAUGUUUUACAUAGUUAGUCAAACAAGAAUAAAUGUGAACUAUAGAACUGAAUUUUAUUGUAAUUUAAUUACAUUUUCCACCUGUACAUAUUCGUUCAUAAAAUUGUAACAAUAAAAUUUGUUUAAUUAUUUGUUAUCUUUUGUGCUUUCUUUCGUAACACUUGCGUUUGAGAUACGUCAUAUAAGGUAUAAGUAAUUUUAGUUACUAAAACUGUUUUCACGUAAGCCUUACAAUAUUUAAUCAGUAAGCAGGAUUAAUUUGUUCUAAUUUUAAGUACAGAUCUGUAGGUUAUUAUAAGUAAUGAACUCCUAUAAUUUUUUAACGCUAAUGUGAAAACAUGCCUUAAACUAGCAAAAAUGAUUUUUUGCUAUUGAAAAUUGAUUACUCUCGUAAAGUUCUGUGACUGUAGGGUUAAAUACGGAAAUUAGGAAAACGUUAAUUUAAAGCCACUAAUUUUAUGAAUCUAGGUCUUGACGUAAAUACAGUUUUAGUUGUAAAAACACCGUCCUCUAGAUUAUCUGUGGACAAAAAAAGUUUGUUUUUGAGAGACAAAUUGUUGUGUGUUAUAGUUACUAAUGAAAAUUGUGUAUGUGAAAAUUUUUAUAAGAAUUUGCAGGAGAAAAGACAUUCUUUGAAAUGUUUUAAUAAACAAAUGUUGUGAAUUAUUUUCAAAAA
Messenger RNA from Bacillus rossius redtenbacheri, 3210 nucleotides. RefSeq names its product protein downstream neighbor of son homolog (gene hd). The coding region runs from base 196 to 1818 and encodes 540 amino acids. The record is from RefSeq and is a predicted model, not a curated record. Lineage: Eukaryota; Metazoa; Arthropoda; Insecta; Phasmatodea; Bacillidae. The transcript has 2 exons. Gene Ontology annotation, cellular component: nucleus. Gene Ontology annotation, biological process: nuclear DNA replication.